AUGUCCGAGACGGAGGGGCAGGAGACGGAGGAGCAGGAGACGGAGGGGCAGAAGACGGAGGGGCAGGAAAGGGAGGAGCAGGAGACGGAGGGACAGAAGACGGAGGGGCAGGAGAGGGAGGAGCAGGAGACGGAGGGACAGAAGACGGAGGGGCAGGAGAGGGAGGAGCAGGAGACGGAGGGACAGAGGACGGAGGGGCAGGAGACGGAGGGACAGAAGACGGAGGGGCAGGAGACGGAGGGACAGGAGACGGAGAGACAGGAGACGGAGGGGCAGGAGACGGAGGAGCAGGAGACGGAGGGACAGAAGACGGAGGGGCAGGAGACGGAGGAGCAGGAGACGGAGGGACAGGAGAGGGAGGGACAGAAGACGGAGGGGCAGGAGACGGAGGGACAGAAGACGGAGGUGCAGGAGACGGAGGGACAGGAGACGGACGGACAGAAGACGGAGGGGCAGGAGAGGGAGGGACAGGAGACGGACGGACAGGAGAUGGAGGGACAGGAAAUGGAGGGACAGGAAAUAGAGGGACAGGAGAUGGAGGGACAGGAAAUGGAGGGACAGGAGAUGGAGGGACAGGAGAUGGAGGGACAGGAAAUGGAGGGACAGGAGACGGACGGACAGGAGAUGGAGGGACAGGAAAUGGAGGGACGUUAUAUGUCAUGCUUCCGUCAAAAUGUCUCAUACCAAAGUGUCAAUUACUUAAAGAAUUAA
Messenger RNA from Mizuhopecten yessoensis (Yesso scallop), 711 nucleotides. Its product is annotated as ribosome-binding protein 1-like. Bases 1 to 711 code for a protein of 236 amino acids. The transcript has a single exon. The record is from RefSeq and is a predicted model, not a curated record. Lineage: Eukaryota; Metazoa; Mollusca; Bivalvia; Pectinida; Pectinidae.